Molecule: messenger RNA, 1173 nt
Organism: Alternaria ethzedia
Lineage: Eukaryota; Fungi; Ascomycota; Dothideomycetes; Pleosporales; Pleosporaceae
Exons: 2
Coding region: 1-1173 (390 amino acids)
Source: RefSeq, a predicted model, not a curated record
AUGAAAAACAUCCGCCCUAACUAUGAUUUGCAAGAGCUCCACGAAGAGAUCGCCAAAGACAAUGAGUGGCGGACAAACUUCCGAUACCUGCCCACAGCCACGAAGGCCAAUUUAAAAUUCCAUGUAGCAAGCCGCAAGAAGGAGGACAAGCAAGAAAAGAGGCUGCUGAUUGGCAUUCAAAAGAAUGCUAGUGGAGCCCGUGUUUACGCACGAGUACACAGGUCUUCUUCGAGCGGCCAGUCCAAUCUGGUGAACCUCUACUUUGACGAUGGCUAUGUCGUCAAAUUACAUCAACAGCAAGAAGAGAAUGAUUUGAAGCUGCUUCGAGAAAUCGAGUAUCAUGAACCUUUCAACUGCCUUGAUAAGGUAGGCAGCGGCAAUUGGCGCAAGUCACUUCGAUUCCUGGUCUUGUACUAUUUCCUCGAGCAGAAUACUCCUGGUCUUGAACGACUUACAUUGACAAUCGAUGGACUGGAAUUGCUAAAGAAAGCAUGUAAGAUCAUCGCCAUCGAGGCAAGUAUGGAGCAGAAGAAGCCAGCGCGCGCUCUUCUAGCUCUCCCAACGACUGCUUGCGACAUCACCAAAUCCGAGUCUGACAGAUCCGGAAUCGAAUUCGACGAGGAGCUUGAGAAGGAGACGCUUGUUAAGCAGGAGCUCUUGGUAUUCCUGCCACUCAAAGCACCUGAGAAUGAUUCUAUACGGGCGCUUGAUAACAUGGUACAUCGACACAACAACGUUUCCACGAAACCACUCCCGAAAACGAAGACCUAUCGUCAGGAACCGAAUGUGAAACAUGAACCUGUACCAGAGAUGUCCGAAUAUGCAUCCAAGCCCAAGAGGAAGAGGCCUGCAAGCGAUGAAGCCGCGGGAGAAGACGAAAAGGAAGACCCAGUACUAUUGUGUGGCCGCUUGAAGCGCGUCGUACGACAGGAAAUUGAGGGCCUAGAAGAGACAGAAUCAGCGCUCCAAGACGCACUAAAUGCGCAGGCCAUGUCACUCAACGAAGCUCUGCAGUCGAGAUCUGAUCUCGAAAAGGCCUUGCUAGAUGCCGAGGCAAGGGUACAGACCGAGCAGGCAACGAAAGCGGCUACGGAGACAAAGUUGAACAAGGUGGAGAGUGAGUUGAACGACAAGAGGAAACUUGAAAAACGCGUUGACUCUUUGUACACCUGA